CAGGAACAUAAAUAGGCAGUAAGAAGAACGCAACUCAUCACAGAGCCCAGGAUGGGUAUCUAUUUUCUUUUGUUAGUUGUAGGGUUUUGCUGGGCACAGUACAACCCCAAUACUCUCUCCGGGAGGACAUCUAUUGUACAUCUCUUUGAAUGGCGCUGGGUGGAUAUUGCUCUUGAGUGUGAACGCUAUUUAUCUCCUAAUGGAUUUGGAGGAGUUCAGAUUUCACCUCCAAAUGAAAAUGUUAUCAUUACUGACCCCUGGCAACCAUGGUGGGAAAGAUACCAGCCCAUUAGCUACAAGCUGUGCACAAGAUCUGGAAAUGAAACUGAAUUUAGAGACAUGGUGACCAGGUGCAACAAUGUUGGAGUACAUAUUUAUGUAGAUGCAGUAAUCAAUCAUAUGUGCGGAGCUAAUGCGGGUGCUGGUGACCAUGCUACUUGUGGAAGCUAUUUCAAUGCAAAGACUGAAGAUUUUCCAGCUGUGCCGUAUUCUGGUUGGGACUUUAAUGAUGGCAAAUGUAAAUCUAGAAGUGGAGACAUUGAGAAUUAUCAGGAUAUAUCUCAGGUACGAGACUGCCGCUUGGUUAGCCUUCUUGAUCUGGCCCUGGAAAAGGACUAUGUACGCUCAAAAGUUGCCGAGUAUAUGAACUACCUCAUUGAUGUUGGCGUAGCAGGCUUCCGAAUUGAUGCUGCCAAGCAUAUGUGGCCUGGGGAUGUGAAGGCAAUUUUAGAUAAGCUGAAAGAUCUAAAUACUAAAUGGUUUUCUGCAGGAACUAAACCUUUCAUUUACCAGGAGGUAAUUGACUUGGGCGGAGAG
Molecule: messenger RNA, 816 nt
Organism: Antrostomus carolinensis (chuck-will's-widow)
Lineage: Eukaryota; Metazoa; Chordata; Aves; Caprimulgiformes; Caprimulgidae
Product: pancreatic alpha-amylase-like
Exons: 5
Biological process (GO): carbohydrate metabolic process
Molecular function (GO): cation binding; alpha-amylase activity
Source: RefSeq, a predicted model, not a curated record